Molecule: messenger RNA, 2958 nt
Organism: Solenopsis invicta (red fire ant)
Lineage: Eukaryota; Metazoa; Arthropoda; Insecta; Hymenoptera; Formicidae
Exons: 5
Coding region: 1-2958 (985 amino acids)
Source: RefSeq, a predicted model, not a curated record
AUGACUGAGCAUAUGGCGCGACAGAUCACAGUGCUGCAAACGAUCGAGCGAGUUCUCGCCAACUUCAAAAAGAUUGGUCGAAAUAAUUAUACGGCCACUAAAAUUCGGCAACGGAUGACGAUGUUGAAGGAGUCCUGGGCGGAAUGCCGGGAAAACCACGCCAUCCUCAUGCAGACAAUCCCAGAAGAGAAACGUGCCAACAUCAGUUACUUCAAGGACGCUAAAUUCAACCUACAUCAGGAGGUCUACGAGGAAACGCUGGACUACAUGGCCGACUGCCUUGAGGAAUUGGAACCUGCGCCGUCAGCGUCGUCGUGCAAUCCGCUGCAAUCGAUAAGUAGCGUCGAUCGAUCUUCAUUUUCGCUCACGCAUUUACCGCCGAUUAAACUCCCGCCCUUUUCUGGAACUCUAGACGAGUGGGAAAAUUUUCGAGAUCGUUUUAACUAUCUUAUUAUUCAAAAUAAAGAUCUUACUCAAUUUUCGCGUAUGCAUUUUUUGGCCUCGAGCCUCACCGGUCACGCGUUAGACACAAUUAAAUCCAUUCCGAUUACCGCGGCUAAUUUCGAGAUAGCGUGGAAAACACUCGUCUCGCGCUACGACAAUAAGCGCCGCUUAGUCGAAGUGCAUGUAUCCGCCUUAUUCGAUCUUCCGACGACGACGCGCGAGUCCGCGAUCGAGCUCAACAAACUCCGCGAUGAAGCGAAUCGAUCAAUCGCAUCAUUGAAAGAGCUGAAUCGUUCACCCAAGGCAUGGCGUCUGAAAACCGGUGAGGAUCCGCAAAUUCCGCAAUACGAGGCUCUCUAUCGGUUUCUGGAAAUGCGAGUUCGUGCCCUCGAAGAAUUGGCGCCGGCGAAAACCGAAAAAAAGCGUUUGCAAAAAAUCUCAAGCGUUUCAACAACCGUAUCCAAACUAAUGUGUCCUUUGUGUCAAGCAGCUCAUUUUAUGAGUAAAUGUCCACAAUUCAUGAAGAAGACGCCGAGUCAGCGCAAUUCAAACUCAGCGACCGCGUUGAACGUGACGUUAGAAAAAAGGGAAAGCAGCUCGACGACUACGUUGUGUUCGACGGCAGCGGCACCCGCGUGCAAAAAUGUAUUACUCGCUACAGCUCGCGUUACCGUUCUUUCGCCGUCGGGUCGCACACUUAACGUGCGAGCGCUUUUCGAUCAAGGUUCAGAGAUCACCUUUGUCACAGAGCGUCUCGCACAAAAUUUACGAUUGCCACAGUUUCGAAUACCACUCUCAAUUUCGGCCGUUGGCGCUGUAUACGCGGGCACUUGUCGUUUUGCCACUCCACUCAGGAUCGCUCCGAUCAAUCACAAUAAUACUCCGCUAAUAACGACAGCCGCAUCAAUUCUCUCCGCUUUAACGAAAUACUCGCCAUUACCGGCACCCCCUCAGUGCGAUUUAAGCUAUCUUCAGGGUCUUGAUCUCGCGGAUCCGACUCCCGUCAGUGCCGAACCAAUUGAACUCAUACUCGGUGCGGAUCUUUAUCCCGAAUUGUUUCUCGACGGAGUACGACGGGGAAAGAGCGGACAACCGAUCGCCCAGGAGGCGAUCUUCGGGUGGGUCCUCACAGGUCCCACGUCAAAUUCCGGUUUGCCGCAUCGAUCGACUACCGUGCAGCAUUGCGCGAGCGCGGACAAUCUCGAUCGAGAACUCAGAUUAUUCUGGGAAUUCGAAGAAGUGCCGCGCCGAGCACUUUUCAGCCCAGAAAAACAACAGUGUGAAAAUCAUUUCUCAACUACGCAUUCGCGCGAUGCUGACGGUCGUUACGUCGUGCGUUUGCCGUUCAGGCGCGGACCACCAAUUGACAUUGGGGAGUCGCGUGCCGUCGCUGAGCGUUUUCUGUCCGGUCUUCACCGGCGCUUGCGUUCGAACUCCGCUCUCACUUCGGAGUACGAUGAUUUGUUGCGCAAAUACGAGGCGCUCGGCCAUAUGCGUAAAGUUACAGACUCGACGAACUCCGCUCAACACGUUUAUAUUCCGCAUCAUCUGGUCAUCCGAGAUACUAGUGUUACCACGCGAUUAAGAGUUAUUUUCAAUGCAUUCAGUCGCACGACAAAUUCGACUUCUUUGAAUGAUCAUUUGCUAGCAGGGCCGAAACUCCAAACGGAGUUGCCUGCUGUGAUCUUGCGAUGGCGACAAUUCCGAUAUGUAUACGCAGCGGACAUUGCGAAAAUGUACCGCCAAAUCUGUGUUGAUUCGCAUAAUAUCGACUUCCAGCGAAUAUUAUGGAGUGCCAGUAACUUCGAUUCCGUGCAGGCUUAUCAGUUGACCACGGUCACCUACGGGACCGCGUGCGCGCCUUUUCUCGCUCUUCGGGUUCUUAAGCAACUCGUACAGGAUGAGGGCAGCUCGUUUCCUCUUGCCGCGCCGAUCUUGCAGGAAAACAUCUGCGUCGAUGAUGUUCUUUUUGGUGCCGACGACAUUCCGCUACUCAGACAAACUCGCGAACAAGUCUGCGCUUUGCUCGGUCGGGGGCGGUUCGAGUUGAGAAAAUGGGCUAGCAAUUCAGCUUCGCUGCUAACUGAUAUCACACUCGAUAAUCAUGGCCUCGCAUGCGAUCGCACUCUGCAUGUUGACGAAAGCCUCAAAAUUCUGGGCAUAAGUUGGAGCCCCGUUUCCGAUACGUUCAAAUUUACCGUCGCUCCAAUUAAGUCUCUCAGUAUUCCUCGGCUGGAGCUAUGCGCAGCCGUGCUGCUGGCUCGGUCACUCGAAUUCGUGCGAACCACUCUUGAUCUCGCCGCUUCUCCGUGCUAUUGUUGGACAGACUCUACUGUCGUUUUAGCCUGGAUUACUCAACAACCUGCUAAGUGGAAAACAUUUGUGGAACAAACGGAGCUCAGUUCGCGAACAUACUGCGGCCAAUACAUCGGUUUUAGAGUAAAUAAACCUGAUUACGUCGCUGUGUUUAUGUGCAUCAUGCCUGGAUGCCGAGCAUGCUUUGCAACUGGCUAA